Molecule: messenger RNA, 1887 nt
Organism: Cyprinodon tularosa
Lineage: Eukaryota; Metazoa; Chordata; Actinopteri; Cyprinodontiformes; Cyprinodontidae
Gene: dcakd
Product: dephospho-CoA kinase domain containing
Exons: 5
Coding region: 443-1132 (229 amino acids)
Biological process (GO): coenzyme A biosynthetic process
Molecular function (GO): dephospho-CoA kinase activity; ATP binding
Source: RefSeq, a predicted model, not a curated record
GAUUACAUUUCAAUUUUAAUUAUAAUAUGGUGUGAGUCGGGUGCCUGUUUUGACAUAUUUGAAAGGGAAGGAAUCUAUAGGUCUAUAUGGGGCGGAACAAAUGUUCAUAGAAGAAGUUAGACCGGUGUCAUGUAGAGGUUGGACCUGGACUAGCUAGGAGGCUAGUUUAUUUUUAAAUAGGGUGUUCAUGGGAGUAUAAAAUCUGCGGUGUUCUGUCAUAGAGCUAUAUCCAAACACCUUGCUUGUAUUCAGCUCUGACUUUUAUUUCUAAGAUGACGGCGUCGUUUGGUCGAAAGUUUGUGGUCGUUUUGACCUGAUGAAACACUUUUGCUAACGUUAGCCUGUUAGCAUCCUGGCUGUUUUGAAUGCUGUAGCACUGUGACCCCUCAUCGGAUUUCUACUUUACCUCAGCCGAUUUAACGAUUCUCUGACUAAAAGAAGGAUGUUCCUGGUGGGACUUACUGGAGGGAUCGCCUCGGGGAAAAGCACUGUGUCUUCAAUGCUGCGGGAGCUCGGCUGCCCCAUUAUAGAUGCGGAUGUGGUGGCCAGGAAAGUUGUGGAGCCGCACACUCCCGCCUAUUCCCGGAUUGUCUAUCACUUUGGGCCCGAGGUUCUGCUGGAAAACGGGGAGAUCGACCGGCAGAAGCUCGGCCAAAUCAUCUUUGCCCACGAAGAGAAGAGGAGGCUACUGAACUCCAUCACUCACCCUGAGAUCCACAAAGAGAUGCUCAAAGAGAUCAUAUUCUGCUUCCUCCGAGGGUACCGCUACGUGGUUCUGGAUGUGCCUCUCCUCUUUGAAACAAGACGUCUCACCAAGUUUUUGAACCACACCGUGGUAGUUUACUGCGACCCUGCAACUCAGCUCCAGCGCCUCAUGCAGAGGGACCACCUGACGCAGGAGCAGGCCCAGCAGCGUGUCGCAGCGCAGAUGCCGCUCAACGAGAAGCGGGGCUUGGCCAACCACGUCAUUGAAAACUCAGGCAGCCGAGAGGACACCCACAGGCAGGUCCUGCAGCUCCACACUAAACUAGAGGACUCCAUGGACUUCCUCUUAGUCAGAGUGAUCGCCAUGGCUGCCACUGCCGGUUUAGGUGGGAUACUGCUCUAUGCAGUCAAGCUGCUGUUGUCCUAACAAAGCAGAGGAAGUGAAGCUAUGAUUAGAAUCAGGCAAAGACAGGUUGAAAGUAACGAUGCGUUUUGCUCUAAAAUGUGUUGCACAGCACCUUCCACUAACAGCGCAGCAGUCGGGAGCUUAAUGUUGACACAAACCUAGAAAAACCCCACUGGCACAUUGAAUUUAGUGUGAAGAAUGCAGCUUCCUCAGAAACACUAAACGGGGAAAAUUAUGAAGUAGAUCAUCUUCAUCUUAACAUAAAAGUAAGAUUUCUCAUGAAUACAAAACAACCCAAACAGAUUUAUAUCUACUUUUUUAAAUAUAAAUGUUUAAUCUUUUUAAAUAGAACAAACUGAAGGAUUUUAUCAGCUGAAAAUAAGAAAUACCUUUUAAUAGCUGCUACCUUUUAAUUGAGAUUUUAAAUUCUCAUUUAUUUGGCACCAAAUCGCUUUAAAUGAUUUGCUAAAUGGUGCCUGCGCUAGUAACAACAUAUACGUUUCCUAAGAAUCAAAUUAAAGCGCUAAAAACUGGAGUAUACUGAACAUAUGAUGAUUGUAUAGUGAUGGUUUAUUUGUCCGAAUGUAAUCGACAAUCUGUGUUUUAUUCACUGAGAACAGUAGGAAUUAGGAUAUUUCAUAUUUAUCACUGUAUUUUCUUACACUUCAUGUGUUCUCUGGUCAAAUAAAGUAUGGUUUUAAUUGUCUUUUUGCACACUAGACUGUUUGUAACCUGAUAUGUCUAACUUAAAUAUAACUGACCAAACCACUGUAAAA